AGGGUCGUUCUUACACCCAUUUUGAGGUUCUUUUGUACGUGUUGUCAUGACGCAUUUGUCUGCCUCCCUUCUGCAUUUUAAAAAAGAGGUUUGGCAUUGAGGUAAAGAUGACCACCAUCCACCACCUCUGGAUCCUGCUGGUCAUUCACAGUGUAUUUGUGUGUGGCGACAUUCAGUUCCUGGAGAGGCAGGAGGGUGAUUCGGUGGACCUUCCGUGCACCAUCAAGCCCAGCAGCCGCUCUCCUUUGGGCUUCUACAUGAGGCGCACGUGGCUGCACCCUGGUCAAGUGCUCUUCAAAUACACCGACACAGAGGCGCACGUGAACGUCGCCGCCGACAGACGUCGCCUGGAGAUCGGCGGCGACCCGAGCAGCCACUCUCUGAUCGUCACCUUAUCUGACCUGAGAGCCAAUGACACGGACCGCUACAAUUGCGAGUUUGUGGUGGCCAAUCCGUCUUCUGAGGACGAACACGUGCCUGGAGAGACAGAAUUUUUCCUCCUGGUUAAUCCCGCGGACAUAGGGCGCAUCGAUGUGUGCGCGGGGGGCUCAGCCAUCGUCUCGUGUCUCCCCCCUCACGGCGAGGACCUUCCUGUGGAGGGCGUGAGCCUGACGCGGCGAAGGGGCCGAGCUCCCGUGGAGCUGCUCUACCACACCAAGCGGCACCUCGGCGACGGGCCCGCCUCCACCUCCUCCUCCUCACGAUUCCAGCUGUGGUCGGCUCCGGGCCCCCGGGGCUUCACGUACAACCUCACCCUGCGACAUCUGCAGCCUGAGGAUAGCGGCCUGUACAGCUGCCAGCUUCUUCUACGCGGCCGUCCCGAUACUAGCGCCGCGCUACACAUGAAACAAGCCGUCUUUGUUUCCGUGGGAGGAGGUCAAUGCGGCUGCUCCAGCUACCCAACUCUGCUGUAUGCGCUGUCCUCGGCCGUCUUGGUCCUUAUCGUGCUCCUCGCUUUGAUGCUCAUCUAUCAUAAGCGAGCACGCAGCCGUGCCGCCUCACGCCCUCCGGCGCCCAUCUACGAGGAGAUGACCGGUGUGAAGACCUUCAGUGCCAAGCUGGACGACACCGAGGUGUCCGAGUAUCGCAACUCCAAAGUGAAGAAAAACUGCCCGGAAAAUCAUUACGAAACUCCCAUUCGGUCAGCUUUUUAAAUAUCAUUAGCUCCUUCGUAG
Messenger RNA from Hippocampus zosterae (dwarf seahorse), 1175 nucleotides. It is a transcript of the gene cd7al, whose product is annotated as cd7 antigen-like. The transcript has 5 exons. Gene Ontology annotation, molecular function: signaling receptor activity. Gene Ontology annotation, cellular component: membrane. Gene Ontology annotation, biological process: adaptive immune response. NCBI's taxonomy places the organism in Eukaryota, Metazoa, Chordata, Actinopteri, Syngnathiformes, Syngnathidae. The record is from RefSeq and is a predicted model, not a curated record. Bases 108 to 1154 code for a protein of 348 amino acids.